Paramecium sonneborni is the source of this 249-nucleotide messenger RNA. The record is from the annotation of a GenBank genome assembly. Lineage: Eukaryota; Ciliophora; Oligohymenophorea; Peniculida; Parameciidae.
AUGUUUGGAAAUCGAUAGAUACUUUAGGGGUAGUUAUACAUUAACGAAUAAAGUUGUCUUUUAGGAAAGAAUUUGACGUAAGGAGAAUGUACCACAGUGAUCAAGAUAGUUUUUACUUUGACUUUGAAAUUUAUGCUAAUUAGGUGUUCACUUCCUCCCAAAUUUGAAAUAUCAAGAUAAUACUAUAGUGGAAAUUAAUCAAAUUCGUAAAUUCUGGUUUUGAAUGGUAAAUAGAUCUAAUAAAGUUGA